Athene cunicularia (burrowing owl) is the source of this 6909-nucleotide messenger RNA. It is a transcript of the gene TDRD6, whose product is annotated as tudor domain containing 6. The coding region runs from base 1 to 6876 and encodes 2291 amino acids. The transcript has 5 exons. The record is from RefSeq and is a predicted model, not a curated record. NCBI's taxonomy places the organism in Eukaryota, Metazoa, Chordata, Aves, Strigiformes, Strigidae.
AUGUUCAGUCCCGGCGCCAGCGUGGCCCUGCGGGUGUGUGCCGUGGGCCUGCGCCCCGAGGUGCCCGUUGUGCGGCUGUGGGGGCGCCUGGGUGAGCGCAGCUCGGAGUACGUCCAACUCCGCCGUGAGAUCCAGGCGGCGGCGGGGCCGCGGCUGGCACCUGCCCCGGGUCCCGGUGGGCCGGUGGCUGGUGGGGAUGAGCUGUGCCCUGGGGACGUGGGCCUGGUGGAGGUGCUCGGGCUCUGGUACCGCUGCUGUGUGGUGAGUCGCCGUGGCCAGGACUACCGUGUGUUCCUGCUCGAUGAGGGCUGCACCGUGGUCACGUCUGCCUGCUACCUGGCGCGGGGCAGCAACAAGCUUUUCCGCCUGCCCCCAGAGGUGCUAGGCUGUGUGGUGGCUGAUGUCAUGCCUGCUGGAGGCCCCGGGAAGGCAGCCUGUGGGGACAUCUCGCCCCCCACAUGGACGGUGGAGUCUAUGGAGUUCCUCAGCUACCUGCAUGGCAAGGAGGUGCUUGGCCUGGUGCAGAAGGUGGUGACGCCGCAGCUCAUAGUGCUUGAGCUGCCUCAGCUGGUAAACCAGAUGUGUCACCUAGGCCUGGCCAGGGAGGUCGCCCCCAGUUUGUUCUGCCAGGUGCUCAAGCGCUGCCUAACUCACGGCCACUUCAGGAACCAGCUCAAGUUGCAGCCUCCAGCGUGUUCCCCUGUAGCUUCCGCGGUGACACAGGCUGAUUACUUCUACCCGCAGCUUCAGUUGGGCGUGACAGAGCCUGUCAUAGUGACCCAUGUCUCUGACCCACACCAUAUCUACUGCCAGCUGCAGAGCCUGUCGCAGGAGAUCCUUCGCCUCUCUGAUAUAAUGUGCCAUGCUUAUGACUGGUGGGAGCAGGAUUUAUUACCCAAAGUGGGCUCACCCUGUGCUGCCCGUGGCAUAGAUGGCCAGUGGUACCGUGCACUUCUGCUGGAGCUUAUUGGUGGGGAGCAGGACCAGCAAGUGGCUCUAGUGAUCUUUGUGGACUAUGGCAGGAAGGAGACUGUGACCAGAGCUAACCUGCGCCAUUUGCCUGUGGAGUGUUUCCGUAUGCCUGUGGUGACUUACCCAUGUGCUCUUCAAGGUAUCUUAGACGGUGGCUGCGGCUGGUCCCCAUCACAGAUCAAUGAGCUGAAAGCGUUGGUGCUAGGCAAAGGAGUGAGUGCUCACAUCAAAGCCUUUAACUCCUAUGAGCAUCUCUAUUAUGUGAACCUGUAUGGGAAAGAUGGUGUCAACUUGAACCAUCUUUUUGGGGUGCAGACUUGCUGCCUGGUGAGCAGCCAUAUGCAGGUCAGCCAAACUGAAACUCAGAAGCAGUUGGAAGUAGAAGAAUCCACAGCUAAAGAACUGGAGUUCCCCCCAGGUGCACUUUCUGUUGCUUUAACACACGGAGAUUUGGCCUCUGCUUCUGGAUUUCCUGUGCAUCAGGAGUUGGGUGUGUUCCAUGAUGUGUGGGUUUCCCACCUCCGAGACCCAUCUGAGUUCUGGCUGCAGCUCCAUGAGCAUCGCCAGCUCCUCAAGCAGCUGAGGCAGAGCUUGUGGAAUUUUUACUCCCAUGCUCCAAAACUGGAUGGUGCUAGCUGGGACCUACAGCCUGGAUCCCUUUGUGUCAGUAGAAAAGCGGAUAUCUUUUGUCGAGCAGUGAUCACCAGGGUACUGGACAAUGAGGUAGAAAUACAUCUGAUGGACACAGGCAAUACAGACACUGUAGAUCAGUAUGCAGUAAGGGAGCUGGUCCCUCAGUUCAGGCAACUACCUGCUUUAGCUCUGAAGUCUUGUUUGGUAGGUGUGUCUCCUAUCAGAGGGAGUUGGAAUGAGGUAUCUGUGUCUGCAUUCAGGGAGAUUGUACUGAACAAGGGACUAAAGGUUCAUUUUUUGGCUGCACAGGGUGACAAAUACAUGGUUGACAUUUUUGACCCAUCUCAAUUAGGAGAGAAAAGUGUAAGUAAACUCAUGGCUCAGAGAGGGUAUGCUGAAUACCAGAGGUGUGAAGUACUUGAGACUCUGCAGAAAUCAUCUGAUAAGGCUGUGAGCCAGGCCUUUUCCCCAGCACAUGCUGGGAAGGAAAACCAAGUAAAUGCGGAGAAGAGGCUCAGAGAAGAAUCUGAUCUAAAGAGAAGUGAUAGAGCACUUAAUCCUUGCACAGCUGUCAUGGUCAGAGAGCGCCCUGUUGCAGCCAUUCACAAUUCUAAAAGGAGUGAAACUCUUCCUGCUCAGAAGUAUGAGGGCAAGGAAAACCUGCCCAUCCCGUGGAGACAGAGUUCUGUGGAAACGAUGCCAAGUUCCUCUUAUGGAGGUCAGUUAGAAGUGGGAAGUACAGUUAAUGUAGUUGUGUCAUAUGUUGAAAAUCCUGGUUAUUUUUGGUGUCAGUUAAGUAGAAAUUGCCGUGACCUUAAGAUAUUAAUGACUGAAAUUCAGGAGUAUUGUAAAAACUCAUCCAAUCCAUAUGCUUGGCCAGAUUCUGUAUGUUUAGCUCAGUACUCAGAGGAUGAGAAAUGGUACAGGGCUCUAAUUACGAGUGAAAUUCCCUCUGCAGAAAAAGUAGAAGUUCUCUAUGUUGACUAUGGCAACAGAGAGCAGGUCUCUCUAACAAACCUCCGCUCAACUAACAAAUGCUUUCUUCAGUUAGAGGCUCAGGCUUUCAGGUGCAGCCUUUACAACUUAAUCCAACCAAAUGGUCAGGAUCCUUUUGCUUGGGACGAAGCAGCAAUUAGGGCUUUUCAGGAGUUUGUCGAUGCUUCCUCAUCUCACUUUGAGCUGAAAUGUACAGUAUUUGCCUUGGCUUCGAUAAAACAUAAGGAGCUAUUCAACAUUGUAGAUUUAAUGACACCUUUUCAGAGUGCUUGCCAGUUUCUGACUGAGAGAGGUGUGGCCAGACCUUUGUCUCCUCAAAAGCCUCUGGUAUCCUCAGUUCAGCUUCAUUCUUACUAUUAUUCUAUGCAUGGUAUCAAAACUGGGAGCGAGGAAGAUGUUUUUAUUACGCAUGUUGAGGAUCCAUGGACAUUUUACUGCCAGCUUGAAAGAUGUGCUGAUGUCUUGUCACAGCUUAUGGAUAACAUUGAUCGUCUAAGUGAAAAAAUGACCAGCUUAAAAACCUUGCGGAAGUCUGGGAGCUUGUGUCUAGCAAGGUAUACUGACAAUCGCUGGUACAGGGGACUACUUACAAAAACAAAACCUAAUAUGGAAGUCUUCUUUGUGGAUUUUGGGAACACAGAGACAAUAGAGAAAGAUCAUCUGCUUCCUUUACCCAACGAUGCUUGUGAUAUCUUGCUUUUGCCAAUGCAGGCCAUAAGGUGUUCCUUAUCUGAUAUAUCUAAUGUUCCCAAAGAAGCUACAACAUGGUUUAAGCAAGCUAUCUUAGAAAGGCAAUUAAAGGCAAUAGUAGUAGCAAAGAAAUCUGAUGGUAAACUGUUGGUUGAGUUGUUUGAUGGUAGUACUCAAAUUAAUGCGAAACUGAAGGACUACACAGGACUUUGUAGGCAUGUAGAAGAUAAAACUUUGUGCUCUAGAAAUACGAAUGUGAAUGAGAGGAAUGAGGCUGCAGAGUCUCCUUUGAAGGCAGGUAGGCCUCUUGAAAGAAAUGAAUGCAGAUCUGAAGCCCAGGGAGGAGGGAGAAGUAGCAAAAGGCACUUCAAAGAAGAUGUAAACCUUUUCCAGCCUGCUACAAAGGGAGAUGUGGCAGAUGGAUUACUAGAGCCUGAUGAAAUGCUUAGCAGUAAGAAGGGUGCUUUUGUGUUAAAUAAAGCAGGGGAGGAGUCUGUCAUCUCCAUCCAGCUGGAUGCACAGUCAGAUAUUAAAUCCAAUGCUGAAGGCAGCUGUAUAAUGCUUAAAAAAGUAUCUGAUCUACUUCAACAGAAGAUAGUGCCAGCUCUUAAAGUGCUAGUGUAUGUAUCUCAUGUAAAUGAUCCGCUGGAUUUUUAUGUUCAACUAGAAAGUGAUGAGGCUCAGCUUAACAGCAUUUCAGAAAUCUUAAACAAUAGGACACAAGCAAAGAAGCUUUGUGGACAACUUUUCCAAGCAGGAGACUUAAUCAGUGCUGUUUAUUCAGAAGACAGCCUGUGGUAUCGAGCUGUAGUGAAAGAGAAGACUUCUGACAAUUUGAUAAGUAUACAGUAUAUUGAUUAUGGUAAUACUUCAGUAAUUAAUGUUGAUCAAGCGCACAGGCUCCCUGAAGACUUGUCAUCUAUUCCAGCAAUAGGCAUUCACUGCUUCCUAGGUGGACUUCGAUGCAAAAAAAAUACAGACUGGGGAGAGAAAGCAGUGCUUUACUUCACCAAGAGAACAAGUGAGGUGGUUCUAACGUGUGAAUUUGUAGAGAAAGUUGAGGAUAAAUGGGAAGUUGUUCUCAGUGAUCAUCAAGGUAUAAUAACAGUGGAUUUAGCUGAGGAAAAUCUUGCAAGUAGGGAAAGCUCAACAGAAGAGAACAGUGGCACGAUAACUGUGGGUGAGCCUUUGCCUCCUCAGGGUCAAAAUGAAAUUUCCUGUGUAAGUGAUCGUAAAUCAUUUAUCUGGAAGUUUCCAGAGGCAGGUCAGACUGCAAAAAUUCAUGUCACAGUGGUAAAUGGUCCAGAAUACUUUUGGAGUCGUCGUGCUGAUACAGAAGCCAUGAACUACAUAGAGGAAAAAAUAGUGGAAGCUGAAAACCUUGGACUAAACUCUUUGAAUGAUUGCAGAUCUUGUAUUAAAAGUGGUGAUAUUUGUCUAGCAAAACACAGUCAAGAUGGAAAGUUCUACAGAGCUAAAGUCAGUAGCAUAAAAGAUGACACCGUGGUUGUUAGACAUGUGGAUUAUGGAAGUGAGGAAGCUGUUAGCAUGGAGAUGGUCAGAGAGAUUCCAUGUGAAUUGCUCAAAGUACCUAAUCAAGCAUUUGCUUGCUGUCUGUCAGGUUUUAGUUCUUCAGAGGGCUCAUGGCUUAGUGAAGCAAAAGAGAAGUUUUAUGAUAUGACUGAAAACCUCUUAUUAGAAGCUGAAGUAAUAGAAACUCAGGAAGAUAAAGCUUCUGAAGCUACUCUCUCUUUUGUCAAGCUGGAAGCUUCUGGCAAGAGUAUUAAUGAAGAGAUGAAGUCUUUUUGGAAGGCUAAUAAAGGAACUGGUGACAACACUUUGUCAAACCUUGAGAACCCCUUAAAGGAAAACAGAUCUUCAAAGGAUGAUUGUCUCAAAAGAGAAACUACUGCUGUUUGUGGAUUAGCUCAAGAAGAAAGUGAAGGUGCUUUACUUUGUUCUGAAGCUUUCCUGGUUCUAACUUCUGAGUGUUUAAAUACUGUAGAAACAAAUGUGUCAGUGGGAGCUGUUGAAUCUAUGUCUGGGAAGGCUGAUGAUGGAUGUGAAACAGCUGAGCAUCAAAGCAACUUUGCUAAAGAGAUACCUCUACCUGAAGGAGAAAGCAAUGACAAUGUAUUACUAGAAACAAUGAGAAGCUGUAGCCUUCAUAUUUGGGGGAGUGAAAUGAAAGCUUCAGAACAAGAAUUAUGUGAACUGCUGUUUGGAGAGGAUGCUGAUCUGAAAGAGGAACUGAUAGGCGGUGCUUCAGCAGCCAGUUUUUUCCUGGGAAAUGAACAAGAAGUGCAAGGGUUGCCAGUUCUCCAGGUACAGUCAUCUUUGAGUGAUGAAACAGGGACAUCAGUGGAACUGGAUCAAUUACAAAAGCACUCUUCAUAUGGUGAUCUAAAAGAGUUGAUGCUGGAGCUAGAGGCACUUUCAGUGCCACUCUCCUUUGGUGAAGAAACAAAGCAAGCUCUGGAAACAGAGUCGCAUGAAGUACAAACAGCUUUGGACAGUGAAGCAAGAGAGAAAGUGUUGGAACAAGAAUUGUUUGAACUGCCAGUUGUGGGUGAGGAGAUGGGGGAGUUGGGGGCUCUGAAAUCUCUUGAAAUCUUACCAUCACUUCAUGAGAGAGAGAACUUGGUGCCUUCAGUUAGCAAUGGACUGAAUACAGGAGAACUGAUUCCAUCCAAUCAUCUUGCUUUGAGAGAGAAAGCAAAAAAUCUGGAAUUUAAUUUGUCUGGAGUUCAUAAAGCAGAAGCGAUACAAGAAGACUGGAUGGAAGUAGAGCCUCCUCCCCUAAGGCUGUCUUCACUUGCUGAUGGACCUGAGAAACAACUGGACCAGAAGACCCAUGACAUGCUGUCAGUGCUAGGUGCUGAAAUGGAGCAAUUUCUGGAACUGAUGGUGCCUGGUGUGCAGCCAUCCUAUGAAGAUGGAGAGGAUGACUCGUUGGGGUUGGAACACACUGCACUGGAAAGUUCUGCAAAUAGUGGAAGUCAAUUUUCCUUUCUUACAAAAGAUGUAAUGAAUCAGAAGUCUGUUUGCACUGUAAAAUCAUGUGACCGCAAACUUGAGAAACAUGAGGAGAGGCAGAAGAAGGAAGAUGAUUGUUAUGUAGAAGAAUGGAUGACACAAGACUUGACUGACUUUUUUGAAGGAUGUGGAAAUACACGCGUGCAGUCUUCAGACUGUAAGCGUAGGGAUGAAGAAGUAGAAAAAAACCUGAAUGAGAACUUGGCUGACUGUGGUGCAGAAUACAAGCAAUAUACUUGCAAUCUGAAGGGUUUUGCUGUCGGUUCCAAAUGUGUGGUGUGGACUUCUCUAAAAUGGUGUGAGGCUCGCAUUUUGGAGAUAUCUGAAAAAGGUACCAGAGUCUUGAAUCUCUCCAGUGGCAAUGAGGAGAUUGUGGGUCCGGAGAAUGUCUGGAACGGUAUUCCUGACUGGGCUGCCAGAUCAUCUGAGGCAAUAACCCCUGCAACAGAAAACUUGUGCUCCUUACCAGAGGAGUCCUUACUUCAAGAAAAGCAAAUGGGCUGCAGUUCGGAUUUAGCUGAAGAUCCUCAUGUCCUCCAACAUUCCUGAAACCAGCUGACAUGUUCUUCACGUGCAGCUGAA